AUGGUGUGGGAUUAUUUUGACAAGUUUUCGUUUGUAUGCGAUAUGUAUAAUGAAGAUGCUGGAAAAAUCGAAGAGUUAAUCUUAAACUUUUUUCCGUACGACAACUCAGUUCAAGUACUAAACCCAGAUAAAGGGAAAAAUCUUCUCAGACGGGUGCAAAUACCAAGUAUUAAUUUCGCAAAGUUGCAAAUUGGGAAUAUUGUAAAUGUGUUUUCUAAACUAUUACUUAUUACUGAUUGUGUUCCGGCAACACGAAGAACAUUAUUUAAAAAUGUUGAAAGUACUUUUGCAAUGAUUAAACCAAUUUUACCAAAGGACCAUGGAAAAAUUAUAACAUAUAUAAUGAAAAAAGGAUUCCGCAUAGUUCGUAUGAAAAAUGGCAAAAUCAGCAAAGACUUCGCUUUGGAGCUUUACAAGAAUAUAUCUGGAAACAGUAUGCUACCUAUUAUAAUCGAUUACGUAACCAGCGGCGAGAUCAUUGGAUUAGAGCUGUCAGCACCUAAUGCAGUCCUUAACUUUCGACAAUGUUUGGGAGCCACAGAACCUUCAGAAGCAGCACCGGGCACCAUUAGGAGAUUGUACGGAGAAAACAUUCUCAGAAACGUUGCUCAUGGUUGUAACACAGUUGAAGAGUCUGCUGAGAUAUUGGAACUAUUCUUCGGGUAUGAAAAAGGAUUACCUCGUAUACCAUUUCGAGCCACCUUUAAAGAUUGUACUUGUUGCAUCAUUAAACCGCAUGUCGUAAUAGACGGCAACGUCGGAGCUAUACACGAGCAAAUUUCUACUUCAGGACUCUUUUACAUUUCAGCAAUGGCAAUGUUCACUGUGAAACUAUGCAAUGCCCUAGAAUUUUAUGAAGUGUACAAAGGUGUACUUCCUGAAUAUGAGGCUAUGGCUAUACAACUGGCAGAAGGCAAAUGUAUAGCAUUGGAAGUUAAAUGCACAGAUCCCACUAAGAACGUAGUGUGCGAGUUCAGAAAAUUGUGUGGUCCUAGAGAUCCGGAUUUAUGUCGCCAAUUAUAUCCAGAAUCAAUUAGAGCUCAAUAUGGAAAAAAUAUUGUUCAAAAUGCUGUACACUGCACAGACCUUCCUGAAGAUGGUGAAAGUGAAGUGGAAUACUUCUUUAAAUUUUUAGCUAAUGAAUAA
Messenger RNA from Arctia plantaginis, 1146 nucleotides. The record is from the annotation of a GenBank genome assembly. Lineage: Eukaryota; Metazoa; Arthropoda; Insecta; Lepidoptera; Erebidae.